Molecule: messenger RNA, 1312 nt
Organism: Gossypium raimondii (Peruvian cotton)
Lineage: Eukaryota; Viridiplantae; Streptophyta; Magnoliopsida; Malvales; Malvaceae
Product: protein SRC2 homolog
Exons: 1
Coding region: 179-1096 (305 amino acids)
Biological process (GO): defense response
Source: RefSeq, a predicted model, not a curated record
UUUUCUUUUCUCCACUUCCUAAAUCUUAAGCAAAGCCAUCAAGUCCAGUCCACUCUCCAAAUUCUUUCAAAAAAUAUUCCAGCUAUCCUACGCACCGAAGUUAUCCGGUGCACGUUAGCAUCACCACCAACCAAAAGCAACGACCAGCGCCACCACCACUGCCGUCGCAGCUACCAUCAUGGCUACUCACUCUCGACCUCCGCCACCAAGACCACUUGACCUCGACUUGACGAUCGUGUCAGCCAAGCAUCUAAAGAACGUCAACUGGCAAAACGGCGAUCUAAAACCCUACGCAGUCUUCUGGGUUGAUCCAGACCGACGUUUAUCAACCCGGUCGGACGAUUCUGGCUCAACUCGACCUGUCUGGAAUGAGCGCUUCACCCUUCCCCUUGUUGUUCCUCCACACGAAACCGUUUUGACCCUCGAGAUCUUUCAUUCCAAACCCUCUGAAACUCCGAAGCCUUUGGUGGCUACUCUCCGGGUUGAGCUCAAGGAAUUACCCGACCUGGAUGAUGGUUCCAAGAUCCGAACCUUUUCUUUGCUCCGACCCUCGGGUCGUCCCCAAGGUAAGAUCCGGUUGAAACUUGGGAUCCGGGAACGUCCUCUUCCACCACCUCAUGAUUACCAUUUUGCCCCUCCUAGCUAUUAUUACACAAAUGCCCCUCCUCCACCAAGAUACUCUGCUCCGCCUUACGUUUCUCUUCCCCCGCCGCCUCCUCCACCGUCAUCCUCUCCUCCUCCGCCAAAUCCGCCUUACUCCUCCAUCCCCGAGGGUUACCCUCCCUACUACUCCAGCCAUUACUAUUCCUCUCCGCCACCGCCCAUGCCUCCACGUCCUUUCUUCGAACGAGCUUCCAGCUAUGGAACCCCAUCGGCGCCAGUAGAUUACUCGCCGUACGAUCAGAAGCCUCGGGGAGGUUCUAAAAUUGGGGUAGGAACUGGAUUAUCUGUUGGAGCGGUUGCAGGGGCUUUAGGUGGAAUGGCGUUAGAAGAAGGAUUGAAAUACGAAGAAGAAAAGAUUAGUGAAAGGGUUGAGCAUGAAGUGACUUCAAAGGAAAGGGAUGAUUAUGGUGAUUAUCAUCGCCCAGAAUAUUGAUGGGUUUUUUAAGGCAAUGAUGAUGCUGAUGAAGGUUAUGAUGAUCAUGGCUUAUAUUUAUAGAUAUUUGUGUAUAUAAUUUGUGAUCUGAUAACAUGUCUGUGCUUUUAAUGUUUGGGAUUAAAAUGAUCAAAUAAAAUGUGAGCUGAGAACAACUUGUUGAUGUUUAUUAUGUGCUAAUUUCUUCUGCUUCAAGAAUAAAUCUAAGUUUUAACA